Molecule: messenger RNA, 1914 nt
Organism: Linum trigynum
Lineage: Eukaryota; Viridiplantae; Streptophyta; Magnoliopsida; Malpighiales; Linaceae
Source: the annotation of a GenBank genome assembly
UUUACAGGGAGACGGGCCAUAUGACUGAGGAUUGCAGGGAGCUGCGGUACGAAAUUGAGGGCCUCAACAGAAGGGGACUAUUAACCGAGUUCAUCCGCGGAGCGGAAGAGCAGAAGGAACAGCCCAAAAAUCCGCCACCCCCUCCACAACCCGAUUAUAACAAAGCCACCGGCUCGUAAGUAGUGCGGAAAGAAAUAGGGGUGGUAACGGUGGAAGGAGACCGCCCAAAGAAAAAGACCAAACGUGAGCGCGCGAUGGAAUGCGCAAUGUCCGAGGUGCAACAAAAAUGUAACCUAAGCUUUGACGACACUGAAUUCCCGCAAGGGAUUCCGUCAGAAGACCCACUCGCCAUCACUCCACUGGUGGCCGCCUGCAAAAUUCACCGCCUACUGACAGAUGGGGGUAGCGCGGCAUACAUCCUCUUUAAAAGCACUCUCGACCAAAUGGACAUCGACCUGCGCCUAAUCAGGCGCGCGGAAGGGAACCUGGUCGGAUUCUCAGGAACAAGGGUUCUAGUGAUCGGCGUGAUCACUCUUCCGGUGGUAAUUGGAGACCAAGAGCCGCGAGUUUCAAAACAAGUCGAGUUUACCAUUGUCGACUGCAAGUCUCCUCACAACGGCAUCUUUGGUCAACCUUUCCUCGCCAAGUUCAUGGCACUCUCAUCAACGUGCCACCAGAAACUCAAAUUCCCCACCAAGGCAGGAAUCAGAGAAGCUUGCGUGACACCAUGGGGAGUGCCGAAAGGUGAAGGAGAAGUCCGCCAGACAAACAUCGUCGACACAAGGGCAGAGGACCCGCGUCCAGAAUCCAUGGACUCUGAUUUCGAAGUGGCGCUCGACCCCACCAAACUAGAAAGGAAGGUCCGCGUCUCAACGCACGUCCACAAUGACGUGAUUGAACCGCUGAUAGCGCUCCUAAAAGAGUACAAGGAGUUGUUCGUUUGGUGCACUGAGGACAUGCUAGGAGUACCAAGGCAGGUAGCGCAACAUUGCCUUGCGGUUCCCGCUAACGCGGAACCAAGGCAAAAAGCACGACGAAACUUCACGGGUGACAAACUGAAAGCCAUAGAAGAAGAAGUCGCACGAUUACUCGCCGCCGGGCUGAUCCGCGAAGUGAAAUAUCCAAAGUGGUUGGCCAAUGUGGUAUUGGUGAAAAAAUCCUCCGGAGCUUGGUGGAUGUGCGUCGAUUAUACAACGAUCAACAAGGUGUGCCCAGGGGACCCUUACCUGCUACUGCGCAUCGACCAAUUGAUUGACGCCACUUCCGACCACAAGACCCUGUCUUUCCUAGACAUGUUCUCAGGAUAUCAUCAAAUCCCAAUGUCCCGCGAAGACGAAGAAAAAACGGCUUUCAUGACGCCAUUCGGAAACUUCUGCUUCGUCGGAAAGCCAGGAUUGAAGAACGCGGGCGCCACUUACCAAAGAAUGAUCGACGCGGUGUUCUCACAACAGAUAGGACGGAAUAUUGAGGCAUACGUGGAUGACCUCAUCGUCAAAACCAAGAAGGGCAACUCCCAUUUAGAAGACUUGCGCGAGACUUUUGAAGCGCUCUGCAAACACAGCCUCCGCUUAAACCCCUUGAAGUGUGUAUUUGGAGCGGAAGCGGGAAAAUUUUUGGGCUUUAUGAUCACCAAGCGGGGCAUCAAAGUCGACCCGAAGCAGAUCACGGCCGUCCAAGAGUUGCGAGCGUCGAGGAGCGCGGUAGAGAUACAAUCCUUGAAUGGCAAGAUAGCGGCCCUGGGAAGAUUCAUACCAAGAUCAGCCGACAAGUGCGCCCCAUUCUUCAAAAUGCUCAAGAGCGGCACGCGAUUCACAUGUUCCAAGGAAUGUGAAGUUGCCUUCCAAGACCUCAAAUCAUAUCUUGUAUCCCCCCUGUACUGACCGCUCCCAAGCUUAAUGAAAUUUUUUUUCUGUA